Molecule: messenger RNA, 967 nt
Organism: Eruca vesicaria subsp. sativa (arugula)
Lineage: Eukaryota; Viridiplantae; Streptophyta; Magnoliopsida; Brassicales; Brassicaceae
Source: the annotation of a GenBank genome assembly
AAAAGAAAGCUCACACAGUAUCCAUUUUUCUCUACCACAGAAGAACCUAGAACCACAGAGAGAGAGAGCUAAAGGGGUUUUAGUUCAGAACAAGAAAAGAGUAAAUAUGAAGGCAACAGAGACUUCGCAGCCGACGGUGCAAAGCCGACAGUUAGGAACUCAGCUGUCGGGAAGUAUGAGUUUCAGCAGCCAAAUGUCUAAAGAAGACGAAGAGAUGUCGAGGAAUGCUUUGUCGGCUUUCAGGGCGAAAGAAGAGGAGAUCGAGAAGAAGAAGAUGGAGAUUAAGGAAAGGGUUCAAGCUCAGCUUGGUCGCGUUGAAGAAGAGACUAAGCGUCUCGCUUUGAUCCGUGAGGAACUUGAAGGUUUAGCUGACCCAAUGAGGAAAGAAGUUGCUUUGGUUAGGAAGAAGGUUGACUCUGUCAACAAAGAAUUAAAGCCAUUGGGUCUUACUGUUCAGAAAAAGGAACGAGAGUACAAAGAAGCUCUUGAAGCAUUCAACGAAAAAAAUAGAGAGAAGGUGCAGCUAAUCACCAAGCUAAUGGAGUUGGUGGGAGAAAGCGAAAAGAUGAGGAUGAAGAAGCUGGAAGAGCUAAGCAAGAGCAUAGAUUCUGUACACUGACUUUGAGCCCAAGACUGAACAAAGAAACUUCUUAGGCGUCAUAGAUCAUUUCUCUUAUGUGUUUUAACUCCACGUUAGGUUUUGUGAUGGUGAAUGUAAUUUAUACUUCAUAAUCGUCGUGUGUUAUAUUACUUACUAUUGUUAUUGUCAUUUGUUAGAGUUCCUGGAGAAUUUAUUAUGUUUUUUAGGAAGUAAUUUCAAAAACAUGCUCAUCGAGACAGACAUGUAACCAAACACUACAGUCUCUUUUCUGUUAAUCCUUUUUCUAUUGAGCCUUUCUAGUUGAUUUACACUUUUAUCUGACACAAAUAUAGUCUUGCAGCAUAAUGUACUAGUUAAAAAUGUAAG